CCCAAUAGGGAGUACUGUGCUAAACAUUCUUGUCGUCAUGUCGUGUAAACAGUAAACCGGGGGUAUAAACACAGCUGCUUCCACGAUUGUUUUUAAUCACGCAAGUACAAACACGUAAAAUUCUAAAUUCUUAUCAAAUUUGAAAAAGCCAUGCGAAUAGAUCGAAAGAACUUCGUUUAAAAAACGCGCACUCAUAAUCCUCUUAUUUCACUUUAUCCUUUGGCUUCGUAUAGUUUCCGUUUCCGCCAUUCAGUGUCAAGUAUUUUAUUUCAACCCUGUCGUGGUCUACUGAUUUAUUCAAUUUUUAUUCAUGAAUCGGUGAUUCAGUGAUUUUGCUCUGACCACGCCAUCACGGGAUGUUUCAUUAAAUACACUUGCAGGAAUACAUUAAUAAAUAUGACGAGUGACCUUCGCUCAAAAUUUCAUUUGGUGAUCGGCCUAACGGGCACGUUAGUCUUUUGUUCGGGAAUUUUUAUAUUAGCGUCAGGAAUCGUGGUAAGAAAUCUUCUGGGUUAUGAAAUGGAGACAUUUUAUGGUUAUGGGGGUAACACUUGCCAAUAUUGGGCUGGAAUACCGACUAUCCUUACAGGGAGUAUAUUAGUCCUCGCUGUUGUCUUCAAUAGUCGCCAGUUCUUGAAAUACAUCAGUCUAUGUGCUGUUCUAAUUACGAUGGUACUAACAAUGGGAGUCAUUAUGGAGGAAUCGGUACGUGCUUCCAACGUAAAUUACCAUAGCCGUAGAGACAGUUUCACCUGCGGAGAUCUGGAGGAUUCUAACUGGGAAAAAGACUGGCUCCACAAACGCAAAAAAGAUUGUCUAAAUUUAAAGCUGGCAGCUCCCUUGUAUUACAUCAUGGUAUUUGUAGCAGAUAUUGCUUUUGUAUUGUGUUCACUUGUGGCGCUGAUAUUGUUUAUUGACUGGAUCUUAUUUGUCGCUCCGAGAACACCGCAUAAUAAUUUCGAAAUGGCGCAUCAACUCCCUCCAGAAAGUCAAAGAGGAUAUUCUGAUUCGCAGAGACAAGCAUGGUCCAAUACCUAGGAAGAUUCGAAUCCAGUAUUACCUCUACAACCUUUCCCGAUGGUGACACAACCAGUGCACUCGUAUUAAACUUCACCAAUCCCUUUUUAACCAAUGGCUUCGUUUCCAUGUUUGUUAGUUUAGCACGUCGGAUGCAGAUAAGAAGUCGGUUGAAAUAAUUGAAAGGUUCUAUAAUCUAUGAAUAUAAUUUUAAAAAUUUUCUAUGUAACUAUGUAACGAGAUUAC
This is a messenger RNA of Dendronephthya gigantea, 1263 nucleotides long. RefSeq lists its product as uncharacterized. Lineage: Eukaryota; Metazoa; Cnidaria; Anthozoa; Malacalcyonacea; Nephtheidae. Bases 397 to 1038 code for a protein of 213 amino acids. The transcript has 4 exons. The record is from RefSeq and is a predicted model, not a curated record.